Messenger RNA from Nothobranchius furzeri (turquoise killifish), 5998 nucleotides. Lineage: Eukaryota; Metazoa; Chordata; Actinopteri; Cyprinodontiformes; Nothobranchiidae. The record is from RefSeq and is a predicted model, not a curated record.
GCUGCUCCUUGCUGUAACCUCGCCAUGGCGUCGUGUCUCUGCUCUCAGUAACAGAAAGUGGCCGCCUCUCUGCUGCUGCCGACUCAAAGCUCACAGACUCGCCUGGUGCCUCAAACCGCCAUUUUGGAGUCAGAGAACCGAGAGUCGGCAGCAGCGACGAGAGGGACCGAAAGGGGGACACGGGGCUGAGGCUCUUUCACUUUUCGUGAGGCCAUUUAUCUGAAACAAGCACGAUGCCAUUGUUCGCUAAGGAGUAAAAAGGUCCCGCCUCUCCAGGCAGAGGAGUUGGUUGUGCAUGGCGUCAGGACAAGAUGGCCAGCUGGAGGUCAGGGCAUCGGGGGGCUCUGGCCUGGCCAAGCCUCUCUAUAUGCAGCGCCUGGAAAGAUCCCUGAAGUUGGACAACUUUCUGCGGCAGACGGCUGCUGUCUUUAACAGAGACAUAACCAGUGAUGAUAGUGAUGGGUCGCUGGGAGCGGGACUUCCCCAGGACUCCUCCGCUCACCACGCAGCUGCAUCCGUGAAGAGUGAGCCGAGUGAACAAGAAAACGGGUUGCUCGAGGGCAAACCCUUAAACGGGGUGCUUUUGCAGGGGAAAGAUCAAAAAGCAGACAAAACAAGCCUCUACAACUUCUCUAAGCUGAAAAAGAGCAGGAAGUGGCUCAAGAGCAUCCUGUUGAGCGAUGACACCACAGAUUCUGACACGGAUUCUGACGAUUCCAGCUUUAGUUUGUCUCGAGAGGAGCUGCACGACAUGCUGAGGAUGCAUCGUCACACCAGGCUGCAGCAGAGCAAGUUUUACUCCGACCGAGAGCUUUACCAGUAUCAGUACUACAGCACAGGCCUCCUGUCCACUCAGGACCACUUCUACGAGCAACAGCGCCACCUGCUGGGCCCGAAGAAAAAGAAAAUCAAGGAUGAGAAGAAAUUUAAGGCCAAACUUAGAAAAGUCAAGAAGAAGAAGAAAAGAGGAGAGGGAGAGUACCUGGAUGAGGAGCGUCCCUAUGUUAACAAGAUCUUUGCUAAGUUUUCCCAUGAUGCUCCACUACCUAUGGUGAAGAAAAAGCACCUCACCAUCGAGCAGCUGAACGCACGGCGGCGCAAAGUGUGGCACACCAUCGCCAAAAAGGAGAUUCCAAAGUCUUUCAAACAGAAGACCUCUGCUAAGAACUUGGUACUCACUAAUGUGAAAAAGCUGGCCCACCAGUGCAUGCGAGAGGUCCGGCGUGCAGCCAUUCAGGCUCAGAAGAACUGCAAAGAGACGCUGCCCCGCGCACGGCGUCUCACCAAGGAGAUGAUGCUCUACUGGAAGAAGUACGACAAGGUGGAAAAAGAGCACAGAAAGAGAGCGGAGAAGGAAGCUCUGGAGCAACGGAAGCUAGACGAAGAGAUGAGAGAGGCCAAGCGUCAGCAGCGCAAACUCAAUUUUCUCAUCACCCAGACGGAGCUUUAUGCUCAUUUUAUGAGCGGCAAAGCCAGUCCAGGAGGAGAUGCUGCUCAGGAGGAGAUUCUGAAAAAGCUGGAAGACAACACAGCCCAUCGGCAAAUAGAUGUUGGAGGAGGAGUAAUGAUCAACAUGGGUCAGGAGGAGUACGAUAGUGAAUACUACAAAACUCAGGCCUUGAGGAACGCCAGAGAAGCCUAUCAGAUUCAUCAGGACAGAACGAGAAUGUUUGACGAGGAAGCCAAAGACAGCCGCAGCGCCUCUUUCCACGCAGCUGGCAGCUCAUCGUCAGGAAUCAGAUCUGGGUUCGGAGAAAGCUACAGCCUCGCAAAUCCGUCGAUUCAAGCUGGAGACGACAUCCCCCAGCCCACCAUCUUCAAUGGAAAACUCAAGGGUUACCAGCUCAAAGGGAUGAACUGGCUGGCCAACCUCUAUGAACAGGGAAUUAAUGGAAUCUUGGCAGAUGAAAUGGGACUGGGGAAGACGGUUCAGAGCAUCGCCCUGCUGGCCCACCUAGCAGAGAGGGACAACAUCUGGGGUCCAUUCCUGAUCAUCUCCCCAGCGUCCACACUCAACAACUGGCAUCAGGAAUUCAGCCGCUUUGUGCCCAAGUUCAAGGUGUUGCCUUACUGGGGGAAUCCUCACGAUCGAAAAGUGAUUCGGAAGUUUUGGAGCCAGAAAACUCUCUACACACAAAACGCACCCUUCCAUGUGGUGAUAACGAGUUACCAGCUCGUGGUCCAAGACGUCAAGUACUUCCAGAGGGUCAAGUGGCAGUACAUGGUUCUGGAUGAGGCUCAGGCUCUGAAAAGCAGCUCCAGCGUUCGAUGGAAAAUUCUUCUGCAGUUUCAGUGUCGAAACAGACUCCUGCUGACCGGGACGCCUAUCCAGAACACUAUGGCUGAACUGUGGGCCCUGCUGCACUUCAUCAUGCCCACGUUGUUUGAUUCCCACGAAGAGUUUAACGAGUGGUUCUCCAAGGACAUCGAGAGUCACGCUGAAAACAAGUCUGCCAUCGACGAGAAUCAACUCUCCAGAUUACACAUGAUUCUCAAGCCUUUCAUGCUGCGCAGGAUCAAGAAGGAUGUGGAAAAUGAGCUCUCAGACAAAAUCGAGAUCCUGACCUACUGUCAGCUGACAUCCCGGCAGAGGCUGCUCUACCAGGCUCUGAGGAACAAGAUCUCCAUCGAGGAUCUGCUGCAGUCCUCCAUGGGCACGGCCCAGCAGGCCCACAGCACCACCUCCUCACUCAUGAACCUGGUCAUGCAGUUCAGGAAGGUUUGCAACCAUCCAGACUUAUUCGAGCGUCAAGAGACUCGCUCUCCUUUCCACAUGUCCCUAACGCCUUACGUCAUGUCAAAGUUUCUGUUCCGUCACGGUGUCGUCCACGAACACAACCAGGCCAGGAACAAAUUACUUCAAGUCCUGUUGUCACCUUUCUGUCCACAUCACAUCCAGCAGUCUCUUUUUCACAGGAAAGAUGACGACAAAGGAAGCUGCUUCUCUUUUUUGCGUUUUGUUGAUGUGUCGCCAGCUGAGAUGUCCAAUAUGAUGCUGCGAGGCACUUUAGUCAGGUGGUUAGCUCUUUUUUUGUCCCUGAAAGCCGCGUACCGGCUCUACUACCAGCGUCUGUUCAGUCAAGAUGACGAACCGGAAGCCCAGACGUUGUCCUGCAAAGGUCUGAUUCUGUGGCCCGACAGACCACUCGCCUUUCCCAACACUCAAACAAGUCCCAUCCUGCAGGAUUUGGUGUUUACGGCCUCCAGGCCCAACCUGUUGGGACACACGGAUGUGAAGAUCCACAGCCGAAACUCGUCCGCCUCCACCUUCUGGCCCUGUCAGCCCACAUUACCACCCAAGUUCCUGCUAGCCGCUACACCCAAGGUGACAGCAGUUCCCAUGGAGCGUUAUUGUGCCGACCGGAGCGCCGAGUACGAGUGGCGGGUGACACGCGGCGGAGGGGGGACGAUCUUCAAACAGUGUUUUCUGUACGGCUCUCCUGAACUCACCUCAGACUGGUUUAUGAGGUCCAACGCCUUCUACCCACAAGGCCCUGGGGGCGCGAUGGCCCUUCAGCUUCGCCACGGGUGGUCCUUCAUUCGGAUUCCCGAUAAAGAAAGCCUGAUCACAGAAAGUGGCAAACUCCACACCCUGGACAUCUUGUUGAACCGGCUAAAGGCCCAGGGUCACAGAGUCCUCAUCUACUCCCAGAUGACACGUAUGAUCGACUUGCUUGAGGAGUACAUGGUCUACCGUAAACACCACGGACAUCUUUGUGUUUCUGCUUAGUACGAGGGCCGGAGGACUUGGCAUUAACCUGACCGCUGCUGACACAGUUAUAUUUUACGACAGCGACUGGAAUCCCACUGUGGACCAGCAGGCCAUGGACCGCGCCCACAGACUGGGUCAGACCAAACAGGUCACCGUCUAUCGCCUGAUCUGUCAAGGGACGAUCGAAGAGAGGAUCCUGCAGCGCGCCAAGGAGAAGAGCGAGAUCCAGAGAGUGGUCAUUUCUGGAGGCAACUUUAAACCAGACACACUCAAACCUAAAGAAGUGGUCAGCCUGCUCUUGGAUGAUGACGAGCUUGAGAAGAAAUUGCGUCAGAGACAAGAGGAGAAGAAGCAGCAGGAGGAGAGCAGCAAGGUGAAGGAGCGCAAGCGGAAGAGGGAGAAGUACGCUGAGAAGAAGAAGAACGAGGAGUUUGAGAACAAGAGGAAAAAGGAAGCCAACCUGGUCAUAUCCCAUGCGCCCUCAGCCGAUAACUCCAACCUGUCGGCCGAUGGAGACGACUCGUUCAUCAGUGUGGAGAUGGACUCGGCCAUGCCCAGUCCCUUCAGUGAGCCUUUGUCCGUGUCUGUGCUUGCUCCUGUGCACGGACAGAUCUCCCUGAGCAGCGAGCUCCAACCGGGCUCCUUGCCCCCGGACGCAGAUGCAGAUGAGAGCAGCAGCGACAUGCUGGUCAUCGUGGAUGAUCCGGUCUCUUCAGCGCCUCAGUCUCGUGCUACCAACUCCCCAGCAUCAAUCUCGGGAUCAGUCUCGGACAACAUGAACGGUGUUUCAGCCUCAGAGUCCAUUAGCACCGGCAGGGGGAGGUCCAGUCGGAGUCGAGGGCGGCCUAAAGGAUCCGGAGGCGGGGCAAAAUCCGGAGGAAAAGGCCGCGGGCGGAAGUCUGCAGGGAGUGCAGCAGCUAAGGCUGGAGCCAUGGCCGGAGCAGCAGCUGCUUCAGCUGCAGCUUAUGCUGCUUAUGGAUACGACGUCUCCAAAGCCGGCCUCUUGCAGCCCUCUCUGGGCAGCAGAACCGGUACCAACCCAAACUUCAACCCCAGCAGAAGCUCCUCCCCUCAUGCCAAAGGAGGCCCGGCCACCCUGAGCCCCCACACACAGCUGACCCAUAGCCACCACCAGCACAGCAGCCAUGGAGCCGUCAGGAAGGGCAAGGGCCCCGCUGGUCCUGGGGCUCGAUGACAUUCACCCACAUCGUUCCGCCUUCUCUCUCUUACACACACACACACACACACACACACACACACACACACACACACACACACACACACACACACACACACACGAUAACUGACCUGCGUUUUCACUGUGAAUCCCACACAUCUACACUAGAAAGAUUAAACUUAGCAGGCAAACACACAUUUUACUAAACCAUCUCAUCCAUGUUCCAGUUUCGUCCACCUUGAGUAACUUCCAAGUUCUUUUCCACAACAUAAACUGUUUUAUUCCUGCUGGUGGUGACAGGAAUCAUUCGUGCACCUUGAAAGAGUAAAAAAAAAACCUCCCGUCAGCUGCACAGAGCCUCAUCUUCCUCUCCUUUAGUUUAGCUGUUUGUGCGUCUCAUGGAUCGAUACGAUGUUCUUGAGUUACUCUAUCUGGCUCGGUGCAAACCGCUGCACCUAAUGACGACCCCCCCGCACACACACACACACUAGCAAACCGCUUUUUCUACUAAAACUCUUAUUUUUGUAACAGAGGAUUAAAGCACACGAACCGACACAGCUGGUGUUUUGAAAGACGAGGUUUCAAGGGCGUCAAUCCAGCUGGAACUCAGUUAUAUUUUUGUCCAAAAGUUUAAAAUAAGAAUGUAAAAAAGUAAAUUAUAUUUCAAACCGGGAGGUUCCGGUUGAGUCGGCAUGAAAGAAAUCAAACGGACUCAAAUUAUUUGGUUGUCGAUUAUUAUUAAUAAUUUAUUUGUUUAAAAAAAAUGGAUGAUUUCUGAUAGUAGGUGUGUUAUUUGUCACCUGUGAAGUCCAUCAGACAGAUUUUAUUUUUCCUGUGACGAUGGUUCUCUUUAGUGUUUUAGAAAAAAACAAAGGUUCCCAUCCUCCGUGAAACGAGCACUACAUCUGUUUGGAGUUGUUUGUUUUGUUUAUAGUGUGAUUACAGAUCUAAAGUUCUAUAGUGAUGUAAAUAAUGACGAGAGCAACACUUGUGGCUUCUUUCCUUGUUUGCCUGUUUAUUUUUAUAUGUUGUGUACAUAAAUAUGAAAAAAAUGCAUCUGUGAUUUUACUAACAAUAGAAGUGAUGAAAAUAAAAGGUGCUGAAUUUCA